CCAUCAGUAAUUCAUCAAUCACUUUGAUCUCGUAAAUAUAUGUCACAACCAUAUUAACAAGGAACGGAAUGUAAGAAAGAGGAGAAGGAGAUGGCUGGAAGGAAUGAAUUCAAGGAACUGGUGUUGCCAAGCAUGGCCAUGGUUGGAGUAGAGUGCUCCACUGUAGUCGGUAACAUUCUAAUGAAAGCUGCUUCUUCCAAAGGGAUGAGCUACUUCGUCUUCACAGCCUACGGUUAUAUAUUAGGCACCAUUGUUUUCCUUUCUUUAGCCUUCCUCUGUAACAGGAAAACAGCGCUCCCUCCAUUGAAGUUCCCUCUUUUCUCUAGAAUUUUCAUCUUUCAACUUCUUGGGUUUACAGGUCAAUUAUGCUUUUACAAAGGCUUACAGCUUAGUUCUCCGACUCUUGCUUCAGCCAAUAGCAAUCUCAUACCAGCGUUUACCUUCAUACUUGCCGUCAUCUUCAGGAUGGAAAAAGUUGCAUUCAAAAGUUCAAGUACUCGAGCUAAAUUCAUUGGCACCAUAGCUUCAAUCUUUGGUGCAUUUGUGAUUAUUUUGUACAAGGGCCCCAAAGUUAUUUCCUCUCUAACUUGGACAUCAUCAUCAUCAUCUUUAAUUCAAAGGCCUCUAGUGUUUAUGUCAUCUGAAUCAAAUUGUAUCAUUGGUGGCCUCCUACAAGUUGUUACAUUUCUUUUUGUUUCAUUUGAGUUCAUUAUCCAGUCUCAAAUAAUGAAGAUUUACCCAGAAGAGAUCACUGUAACUUUCUUUGGCAAGUUGGUUGGAGCCAUCAUAUCUCUACCUGUAUGCUUACUUGUUGAACCAAACUGGAGUUCCUGGAGACUCGGUUCUAGUUUAGCUGUUGUUUCCAUCUUGUACUCGGGACUUAUUGGGAGCUCCUUUUACUCUUUUGUUCAUAUCUGGGGUAUACACUUGAAGGGGCCUGUGUUUGUUGCAAGUUUCAAGCCAACUGCAGUUGUCAUUGCGGCUGUUAUGAGUGCUAUAUUCCUUGGUGAAGCAAUAUUUCUUGGAAGUGUGAUUGGAGCCCUAAUCUUAUCCGCGGGUCUGUAUUGCGUACUGUGGGGAAAAGCAAAGGAAGAACAAGAAAUGACAGAUGCAGGCACCAUUAAUGGGAGGGUACCUUUACUCCAAAGGCAACUAAGUUGAAGAAAUGAAAGUUGUGCGUCAGCCUAAUUUAAAACUAAAAAACGGGUUUAUAGGAUGCAACCAAAAAAAUGCGAUAAAUUUUUCGGUUGCCAACUGU
This is a messenger RNA of Hibiscus syriacus, 1258 nucleotides long. RefSeq names its product WAT1-related protein At5g40230-like. Gene Ontology annotation, molecular function: transmembrane transporter activity. The transcript has 7 exons. The record is from RefSeq and is a predicted model, not a curated record. Bases 91 to 1161 code for a protein of 356 amino acids. Gene Ontology annotation, cellular component: plasma membrane. NCBI's taxonomy places the organism in Eukaryota, Viridiplantae, Streptophyta, Magnoliopsida, Malvales, Malvaceae.